Oncorhynchus masou masou (cherry salmon) is the source of this 1882-nucleotide messenger RNA. Its product is annotated as protein SCO1 homolog, mitochondrial-like. The record is from RefSeq and is a predicted model, not a curated record. Gene Ontology annotation, biological process: mitochondrial respiratory chain complex IV assembly. NCBI's taxonomy places the organism in Eukaryota, Metazoa, Chordata, Actinopteri, Salmoniformes, Salmonidae. The coding region runs from base 230 to 1132 and encodes 300 amino acids. The transcript has 7 exons.
ACUCAGGUGCGUCAUUUCCGGUUCUAACAGCCAGAAAUAACUGUGUUCGCCGGCAGGUCCAGGGUCAGCUUAAAAUAUUGAUAUUGCGAGCCACUCGGUCAAUGAGCAUCGUUGUAAAAUGUAUACUGAUCCGAUAUCAGGAAUUUGAAUGCGUUUUUACUUUCAUGAUUCACGUUGUGUAAAAUUCUGCCACCACUUCCGCAUUGAGAUCUUGACAAACUAGCUUAUCAUGGCAGUGGGCCUAAUAUCGUAUCAGACGUUGAGUUGUCGAUUGUUAAACCAUAUGAUUUCGCACCAAAGCGUGAGCACAAUCUGCAACUUUACACGCGCUUUAUCGAGAAGGACGAGCUCUCCGUACACAGAUCUCUCACCACGGACAGUCCACCGUCUGGUAAAUAUAUGCGGGAGUUGGACGUGCUGGACAUCUUUUUACGACUCAAGAUCAUUCUCGUCUCUACCUCCACCGCCCCCUUCUGGUGAUAAAACCAAAAAGACAGGGCCAGUGACUUGGAAAUCAUUAGCAAUAACAUUUGCAUUUGGGGGUGUUCUCCUUGCCGGAAUGAAAUAUUUCAAGAAGGAAAAAGAAGAAUUGAUUGAAAGAGAAAGGACAAAGUCAAUGGGGAAACCAGCACUUGGGGGUCCAUUCUCUCUUGUGGAUCAGAAUAAUAAACCCUGUAAAAGUGAGGAUUUCCUCAGCCAGUGGGUCCUUAUCUACUUUGGGUUUACACACUGCCCUGACAUCUGUCCUGAUGAAAUCGAGAAAAUGAUUGAGGUGGUCGAUGAAAUAGACAGGAUACAGUCUCUUCCAAACCUGACGCCCAUCCUCAUCACCAUUGAUCCUGACAGGGACACACCUGAGGCCAUGGGGACAUAUGUGAAAGAGUUCUCCCCUAAGCUCAUUGGCCUUACUGGGACAAUGGCCCAAAUUGACCAGGUCUCUAGAGCCUACAGAGUCUACUACAGCCAGGGACCAAAGGAUGAAGACAACGACUACAUUGUUGAUCACACAAUCAUCAUGUACCUGGUUGGUCCGGACGGAGAGUUCAAAGAGUAUUUUGGACAGAACAAGAGGAGCGCUGAGAUCUCCUCUUCCAUUGCAUCACACAUGAGGAAGUACAAGAAGGGGAAUUAAGAGGUGAGAUGAAGGAGAACUGGUCAAGUGCACUGUCUGUGUCUGGGAACACCUCUUGUGUGCCUCUCUCACAGCCUUCAGAGACGGUCAGCAGCCUCUGGCCCAGCAGGACUGAACACUGCCAUAUUAUGUCAAUGACAUGGAAUAUUUAUCUGCAUUACAGCUUUUCAUUGAAUUCAGAUGUCUACGACUUACAAUUCCCUUGUUGCGGUUCACCAUUUAAUAUGGUCUCUAAUAUCAUAUUUAAGUCUAAGAUGGUUUAAAGUGAUUGUUUGCAAAUGGGUGUGAACAACACUUAAGUGUUUACUUUUUCUGCUUUGCCCAUUAUUUAAAUCGAUGUGAAAUACAAAUUGUUUCGAUGUAAAAUAUGAGCCAACCAGAAAUACUUGAUUUUAAGUACCUAAAGAAAUGUAACUACCAUAAAAUGGAGGGGGAAAGUAUUCCUUGGAAAUCAAUACUGAAGAACUAAAGGUUUCCAGUGUUUACCCUUGGACACUCCUAAUGGAAAAAACCAUGAAUAGUUGUCGUUGUGCAGUUACAGUUCGGCUUUACUUCCUUUACACCAAUUCUCCUUUUUAACCUUUCUGUUAAGUCUGACCCAAUACCUGGACUCGUCUCAGUGACACCAGAAACAUUUCUGCACUGUAAUAACUCUUUGGUUACUCGAUUUGUACUAUUCAUAAAUCAGUCAUAUUUCAGCUGAAUUUCCAAAGUAAUGUUUAAUUUAUUAAACUUGAACUUACAAUUAUG